AUGGUGACCAAUCCAUCAGAGAAAAAGAGUAUUGUGGAACAGGACAACAUUAGGGCGUCAGAACAAGACAGUAGUAGGAAAUCCAAACAACACAGCGGUAGGACUAUCAAACAAGACAGCGGUAGGACUAUCAAACAAGACAGUGAUAGGACUAUCAAACAAGACAGCGGUAGGACUAUCAAACAAGACAGCGGUAGGACUAUCAAACAAGACAGUGAUAGGACUAUCAAACAAGACAGCGGUAGGACUAUCAAUAAAGACAGCGAUAGGUCAUCUAAAGAAGACAGUGUUAGGACAUCCACACAAGACAGCGGGCAACAAAAAGGACAACAAAAGGACAACAAAAAGGACAACAAAAAGGACAACAAAAAGGACAACAAAAAGGACAACAGAAAGGACAACAAAAAGGGCAACAAAAAGGACAACAAAAAGGACAACAAAAAGGACAACAGAAAGGACAACAAAAAGGGCAACAAAAAGGACAACGAAAAGGACAACAAAAAGGACAACAAAAAGGACAACAAAAAGGGCAACAAAAAGGGCAACAAAAAGGGCAACAAAAAGGACAACAAAAAGGACAACAGAACACUUGUGUCGGAUGUUUGA
Messenger RNA from Biomphalaria glabrata, 606 nucleotides. RefSeq names its product cylicin-1-like. Lineage: Eukaryota; Metazoa; Mollusca; Gastropoda; Planorbidae. Bases 1 to 606 code for a protein of 201 amino acids. The record is from RefSeq and is a predicted model, not a curated record. The transcript has 3 exons.